Messenger RNA from Leptomonas pyrrhocoris, 984 nucleotides. RefSeq lists its product as hypothetical. The transcript has a single exon. The record is from RefSeq and is a predicted model, not a curated record. The coding region runs from base 79 to 984 and encodes 301 amino acids. Gene Ontology annotation, biological process: tetrahydrobiopterin biosynthetic process. Lineage: Eukaryota; Euglenozoa; Kinetoplastea; Trypanosomatida; Trypanosomatidae. Gene Ontology annotation, molecular function: 4-alpha-hydroxytetrahydrobiopterin dehydratase activity.
AGUUUCGGAAAAAGCAACUCGAAUAGCAGUAGGAGCUACAGUGAAGGACCAAAACACAUUCACACAGCGAUAAGAAGCAUGCCGAUCCCCGCGGCAUCCUCCCGCGUGUCCAUGGGCGCGUCCCACCGUGUCCGUCCGUCGGUCCUGCCUGCCCUGCGCCGCUUCGCCGCUGCCGCGCCGCCUCGCACCGUGUCCGCCGUCACGCCCUUCGUCGCACCUGCGUUAUCGCUCCAGCGGUCGUGCAAGGGCGACUACGGCUUCAACGUCUUUCAUAACUCAAACCCGCAGCACGGCGGCAGCUACGCGCGACACGAACGGCGCAUGCGCGAUGACGAGGUCGAGGACUUCUUGAAGUCUGUGAAGCAUUGGACACCGGUGUACGACAGCCUCGCCGAAAGCGAUCGCUUGGAUGGCAGCCCUGUCCACACGGACGGGGUGGAGGCGGCAGCGGAGGAGAACCAAAGCGAGGACGCCGCUGCAUCACCGUCACCGUCGCUGCACAUGGGCGAGGAGGCCAUCACCCGCACCUUCACCUUCGAAACCUUUCGCGACGCCUACCUCUUCAUGGGUCGUGUCUGGGCCUUCUGCUACGGCAGCGACAAGUACCCGCACGUCACCUGGGCGGGCACGUCUAUCACCGUCUACCUUUACUCGCCGUCGUUUCGCGGGUUGAGCAAGCGGGAGGCGCGGGUGGCCGCCUUCCUGAACGAUCAGUACAACAUGGCUCGCAAGAGCAAGCAGCAGCAGCGGCGCAUCAUCGACGGCGUCGUGCAGACGGCGGCGGUGGGGGAAAUGGUGGGGGAGGAGGUGGCGCAGGCGCUGGCGCGGCGGCACGCCCGACGCACAGCACCGCUGAGGGAGGUGGUGGAGGGGCCGGCGAAGUGGAGGGCCUUGAUGGCCCGUGAGCCGCCUGUAGGGAAGGCGACGGAGGACGAGUUUCCUGUCCAGCCGGCUGGCCGUCACCGUCACGAUGGUGACGCGUAG